AUGGCAGCAGAUUUUUCUCAGACUGAAUGUCAAGUUUUGAGUGGAGUUGAGCAAAGGGAUGAAGCUUAUCAGCAAAUAUUACAGGAACAACAAGAACGCCAGUUAGAGCUGAUUCGUCAGAAAAAAGGAGAGUUGCUACGUCUUAGCAGGAUUAUGAAGCUUCGAUCAUCAGGUAUUGAGGGAUCAAUACAGGUUUUUGGUACAGGAUAUGCAGGAUAUGGAAAUGGAUGGACAGGACUGAAACCUCGUAUGUUAUACCCUCACGAACAUAGAAAUAUGAAAAGUAGGGUGAAUCGGUUUAGGAUUCCCAAGGAAAUUAUGUUGAUUCAGUCUCAGCGUCCAGAGUUAUUAGUUCCUGUACGUAUUGAGGUUGAUUCAGAUCGGCAUCGUUUGCGGGAUACUUUUACAUGGAAUCUUCAUGAAGUGUCUAUUUCUCCAGAGCAAUUUGCGGAGGUUUUGUGUGAGGACUUUAGUUUGCCACCUCAACCAUAUUUUGCUACUUCUAUUGCGAAAUGUAUUACAGAUCAAUUGAGUGAAUAUCAUCACCAUCAUAUUUUAGACGAUUCUGUGCAUAAUUCGGAACUUUCGAGUACAUUUUUGGCAUCAGAACAGCCUUAUACAGCGUAUAAAGAUGAUGAUAUGCGGAUUCAAGUUAAGUUAGAUAUUAUUAUUGCUCAAUACAAUUUAGUAGAUACGUUUGAAUGGGAUAUUAAUAAUCCAUAUAAUGAUCCGGAGGUUUUUGCCGAAAGAAUGUGUCAUGAACUUGCUUUAAUUGGUGAAUUUAAAACGGCAAUUGCUCAUUCGAUUCGAGAGCAAGCACAAAUGUAUACGAAAUCGUUGUUUCUUGUUGGAUAUCCUUUUGAUGGUGGGCCUAUUGAGGAUGAAGAUAUUAAGACAGCAAUACUUCCUACAGUUUCAUCUAUAUUGCGUCCCGCAGAGGCAUUGAAUGAAUAUUCGCCUGUUUUGUAUGAGCUUUCGGAAUCCGAAGUAGAGAAACAGAAUAAAGAAAAUGAGAGAGAUGCACGUCGUAAGAGACGUCAGAUUCGUGCCCGUCGAGGUAUACAGCUUCCAGAGUUUAAUGAACGGCUUAAGACUCAACGUACGCCAAUUACGCAUAGUAUUUUGGUUCCAGAAAAUUUUCAUAUUGAUCAAUAUGGAAUUAAUAAAGUGCCAAUUCCUGGUUUGAAUGAUGAUGAUGACUUGGAAAAAAUGUUGAAUGAGAGACAACGAACACCACCACUACCACCUCGUGAUAUACGAAUGAAAACACCAGUUCAACAUUACGCAUUUUCGCCUUCAAUGAGUCCUUCAGCCUCUCGUUAUAUUUUAAAAUUUAAGAUACCUCGUUUAAAGGAAUUUUUGGCAACUAUCUCUGACAUAAAAUCCCAUUCAUCCCCACCUAGCGGCUUGGUUUCUCCGUCUCUUCCUCUUCCUUCAUGGCUUGCUGUUGCGUUAGAUGCACUUCGUCAACGUUAUCCUCAUGAUCGUUUUGAAGGCUUUGUCCGACAGGGAAAUAGUACCACUGAGACGAUUGUACGUAUUCGUUGCAAUGAUUGUCCUGGAAAAUUAUACAUUCCUGGGCCUGCUUUAACUGUUGAAAAUUUUGAAAUUCAUUUGAAGAACCGUAGUCAUCGUAUUCGAGUAGAAGAAAGACUACGGAUGAGUUCUUCAUGA
Messenger RNA from Pneumocystis jirovecii RU7, 1674 nucleotides. RefSeq lists its product as uncharacterized. Gene Ontology annotation, biological process: chromatin remodeling; regulation of transcription by RNA polymerase II. Gene Ontology annotation, cellular component: nuclear chromosome; SWI/SNF complex; nucleus. NCBI's taxonomy places the organism in Eukaryota, Fungi, Ascomycota, Pneumocystomycetes, Pneumocystales, Pneumocystaceae. Gene Ontology annotation, molecular function: transcription coregulator activity. The record is from RefSeq and is a predicted model, not a curated record. The coding region runs from base 1 to 1674 and encodes 557 amino acids. The transcript is spliced from 5 exons.